AUGCCUUAUGUGUGUGAGCUCUGUGGGAAGGGCUCCUGCUACCCCACAUACUUGCAGGGUCAUGCCGAGAUCCAUGUUGACCUCAAGAGGCCCUUUAAAUGCCCUGAGUGUCCACAGAAGUUCCAGUAUCCCUGUAUGCUGCGCGAACAUGGUAAAGUGCACUCUGGGAUCAGGCCAUUCACCUGUGAACCGUGUGGGAAAAGCUUCAGGACUCACUCGAAGCUGCUUAAGCACAGCCGGACCCACACUGGGGAGAGGCUGUAUGAAUGCGAGAAGUGUGGGAAGAGCUUCAGGACUCGCUGGGUUCUGCGUGAGCACAGCCGGACCCACACCGGGGAGAGGCCAUAUGACUGCAAGCAGUGCCGGAAUAGCUUCAGGACUCGCUCAUGUCUACUUCGGCACAUUCGGACCCACACCGGGGAGAGGCCGUAUGCCUGCAAGCAGUGUGGGAAAAGCUUCGGGACUUGCUCGGACCUGCUUAAGCACAUUCGGACCCAUACCGGGGAGAGGCCGUAUGACUGUGAGCAGUGUGGGAAAACCUUCAGGACUUGCUCACACCUACGUAAUCACAGCCGGACCCACAGCGGGGAGAGGCCCUAUGACUGUGAGCAGUGUGGGAAAAGCUUCAUGACUAGCUCGAAUCUGUAUAGGCACAGCCAGACCCACACCGGGGAGAGGCCGUAUGACUGCAAGCAGUGUGGGAAAAGCUUCAGUACUCGCUCGAAUCUGUAUAGGCACAGCCGGACCCACACCGGGGAGAGGCCGUAUGACUGCAAGCAGUGUGGGAAAAGCUUCGGGACUCGCUCGGAACUGUGUAAGCACAGCCGGACCCACACUGGGGAGAGGCUGUAUGAUUGCGAGCAAUGUGGGAAAAGCUUCGGGACUCGCUCGGAACUGCGUACGCACAACCGGACCCACACCGGGGAGAGGCCGUAUGACUGCAAGCAAUGUGGGAAAAGCUUCAGAACUAGCUCAAACCUGCACGAGCACGGCCGGACCCACACCGGUGAGAGGCCGUAUGACUGCCAGCAGUGUGGGAAAAACUUCAGCACUAGCUCAGCGUUGCGUAGGCACAGAUGGACCCACACUGGGGAGAGGCCAUAUGUCUGCCCAGAGUGCGGGAAGGGGUUCCUGGGGAGCGGCGCAAGGAACAAGCACAUGCGUAUCCAUACAGGCAAGCGGCCCUACACGUGCCCACAUUGCGAGAAAGGUUUCCGCAGCCCAGACACCCUCCAGGUUCAUCUGGUGGCGCACAGGAACCACAGUCCCUUCUAG
Messenger RNA from Sorex araneus (European shrew), 1275 nucleotides. Its product is annotated as zinc finger protein OZF-like. The transcript has a single exon. The record is from RefSeq and is a predicted model, not a curated record. Gene Ontology annotation, molecular function: DNA-binding transcription factor activity, RNA polymerase II-specific; RNA polymerase II cis-regulatory region sequence-specific DNA binding. Gene Ontology annotation, biological process: regulation of DNA-templated transcription. Lineage: Eukaryota; Metazoa; Chordata; Mammalia; Eulipotyphla; Soricidae. Bases 1 to 1275 code for a protein of 424 amino acids.